This is a messenger RNA of Xyrauchen texanus (razorback sucker), 2416 nucleotides long. It is a transcript of the gene steap3, whose product is annotated as STEAP family member 3, metalloreductase. Gene Ontology annotation, cellular component: plasma membrane; endosome. The coding region runs from base 273 to 1724 and encodes 483 amino acids. Gene Ontology annotation, biological process: copper ion import. The record is from RefSeq and is a predicted model, not a curated record. NCBI's taxonomy places the organism in Eukaryota, Metazoa, Chordata, Actinopteri, Cypriniformes, Catostomidae. The transcript is spliced from 6 exons. Gene Ontology annotation, molecular function: cupric reductase (NADH) activity; ferric-chelate reductase (NADPH) activity.
CGCUCGUGUCCAUAUCGCUGCCUUCCAGAUGUUUACAAGAGUUUUAUCCGGAUCAGCUGAUUCCGCCAUGUGUCUGCUAUGAUCAACAAGUGUUUAUGUAAUAUGAGCAGUAAGACGGCGAAAGUGCCUCUAAUAACAUGGAACCCCAACAGUAUAGCCCGUGUUUCUUCGCUUCAUGGAUUAUGCAUUCUUAUCGUUUAAUACCUUAACGGAAGCGCACGGGUCACAGUCCUAGAACACCAGACAGAGCGAGGUUAUAAAAGCGGCUCAGAAUGGCAGAUGAAUUAACAGAUCCUCUCCUCUCAAACGCUGAAGCUCCUACUGAUGACCUAUCUGCAUGUCCCACCAGCCCCAAAGUGGCCAUCCUCGGUUCCGGAGACUUCUCUCGUUCUCUAGCUGUGCGGUUGAUAGCUAGUGGUGUGCAGGUGGUGGUGGGGAGUAGAUGUGUUAAUCGCAUCCAGUCAGGGCUGUUCCCUGAUUCAGUAGAGUUGAUGAGCCAGCAGGGGGCAUUAAUGCAAGAUGUGUAUGUUGUGUUUAUGGCUUUGUUCCCUGAGCACUACCCUUCCUUGCUGGGACUGCAGUCUGCACUUGCAGGGAAGGUGCUCGUGGAUGUAAGUAAUGCAACAGAGAUAAAUACCCGUGGGUCAUCCAAUGCAGAGCGACUAGCUGAGCUGUUUCCAGACAGUCUGGUGGUCAAGGGUUUCAACACAGUGUCAGCCUGGGAGCUGCUGACUGGGGCUCAUGAUGGAAGCAUACAGGUCCUGAUCUGCAGUGACAGUACAGAGGGGAAAAGGAAAGUUCUGCAGUUGGCUCGGCAGAUGGGGUUCCACCCGGUAGACAUGGGUGGCCUUUCCGCUGCUCGAGAUCUUGAGGUAGCCCCUUUGCGCCUAUUCCCAUCUUGGAGUGGCCCGAUCCUUGUCACCUUCCUGCUCUUCCUGUUCUUCUAUGGCUACGGUUUCUUGCGGGGGAUUCUGUUGACGUUUCUUGCCCAAGGACACAAUGCUUUUUACCGUCUCGCCCUUGACCUGGUGAACGAGAGCCUGUCAUCAGUCGCCUUGGUGACCCUGGCACUUGUAUACCUGCCAGGCUUGUUUGCUGCAUGGUUGCAGCUCUGGAGGGGCACUAAGUACUGCCGUUUCCCAGCCUGGUUGGACCGCUGGUUGCUGCGGCGAAAACAACUGGGCCUGCUGAGCUUCCUGUGCGCAGCAUUGCAUGGUGUCUACAGCCUUUGCCUGCCACUGCGCAGAGUUACAAUGUACAGGUUAAUCAAUGCCGCCUACAAACAGGUUAAGGCCGGUAUAGAGGAGCCAUGGGAUGAGCAGGGUGUUUGGCGCUCUGAUCUCUACCUGACUUGUGGGGUGUUGGGUUUGGGUGUCCUCUCUCUACUGGCCAUCACAUCCCUUCCCUCAGUGGGUAUCACCCUCAACUGGAGAGAGUUUACCUUUGUCCAGUCUGGUUUAGGCUACACUGCUCUGACUCUGUCCAUCAUGCACACGCUCUUCAUCAGCUGGGAUUUUGCCUUCCAUAUUGAGGCAUAUCCAUUCUACAUGCCACCAAGCUAUGUAUUAGCUGUAGCUCUUCCCUGCACUGUUCUGGUGUGCCGUUGCUUCCUGCUGUUGCCAUGCAUCUCCAUCAGACUGGCACGAAUCCGCCGCGGAUGGGAGAGUAAACGUAACUGUCCUGUCUUACAGCACCACACUGUAGUGGCUAAUGGAAUACCAUAGGAAAUCUGAGAAGGAGAACAGACAUCUGUGCACUGACCUGAUGUAACUAAAGCUGCAGUGUGUAAUAUAUGCACCACUAACUUCAAACAGUCCUCCCAGGCUAAAUACAAAGUUGAACAAGGAGUAUUUUGAGAGGAGGGAACGUUUUUUUCCUGAAAGUAAUAUUUGGGAACAGUGACGACUGUCAAACAUAUAAAACUGUUGCAUGUUAUAGAUUGAGAAGUAAUCGUGCAAUCUUAACACUAACCCUGCUAAGGUUGAGUAUUGGAUACAUGGAUGUGACCAUAGGUGUUAUCAGGUUCAGUCAGUACCAGCAGAGGUCUUCUCACAGAAGCACACAGACAAGAGCUCUGCACACAUGUCUACAGUACUUCAGGACUUCAGAUCAAAUCUCCUUGUCCAUGUAUUCAUGUUCAUAAUGAUACAAUAGCCAAUCAAGUACAUCAUUGUUGAUGUUUACACACCUCUAGAAUAUUUCUAAUGCACAGACUCAUUCAAAUAAGGUCAGUAUCACAGCUCCCAUACACAGGAGAGACUCCUCAAUCAUGCUGAGGUAUUUUGACCUUCAAUAAGUCCUGACUGGACUUCUGAUCUUGUUUUGUAACUCCUUUGUAAGCCCUUUUUUUUGUAAUUUGUGCCUUUACUGUUGUAAACAAACUCUGUGUGAACACAAAAUAAAAAUAAAAAAUAUU